AUGAAAAUCAGAGGCUUCAGGCUCGGACGCAAGGUGGUGAAGGUCUUCAAAUGGAUAAUCCCACCCAGAAGAAAUCCUACAAGGUACCACCACUUGGACCCUCCCACCACCAGAAGAUCCCUCAAUCCCAUGUCCAAAAUCCUCGCCUUGGCAAAGGGUCUCUGCCUUCUCAACCCGCAUCCGGAUUACAUCCGGGCGGGUCAAGACCCGCCGGUAGAAACAAGAAAGCAAGCGGGUGUACCAAAGGGGCACUUGGCCGUGUACGUGGGGAACUCAGACGAUGACACGCAUAGGUACCUGGUGCCUGUCAUUUAUUUCAAUCACCCGCUCUUUUGUGAGCUGUUGCAGGAAACUGAGAAGCUAUACGGGUUCAACCAUCCGGGUGGGAUAACCAUACCCUGUGGGGUUUCGGAGUUUGAGAGGGUGCAGACUCGGAUUGCCGCAGUUGGUGCAAAAGGAGUUUCAGAGGAAGGAGGUGGUGUUGAGGGCGAAAUAGAGGAGUUGGAUAAUGCUGGAAUUAUGUGA
Molecule: messenger RNA, 525 nt
Organism: Alnus glutinosa
Lineage: Eukaryota; Viridiplantae; Streptophyta; Magnoliopsida; Fagales; Betulaceae
Product: auxin-responsive protein SAUR36-like
Exons: 2
Coding region: 1-525 (174 amino acids)
Biological process (GO): response to auxin
Source: RefSeq, a predicted model, not a curated record